CCAAGAGUUUGCCAAGAGCUCGACCAUAGUGCAUCCUCGCGGUCAUCACUCCCACUAGCAACGGCCUACCUGCCUUACCUACCCUUGUCAUUCUUUACAAUAAAUAUUAUAGCCAUGUACAAGACAGGUGCUGCCUUGAGCAUUCUACUGGGUCUGGCCGGCCCGGUCCUUGGCGUCGCUGUCGCUAAGAUCUCGCAAGAUGCAACUUGCGGCAGCGCCAGCGGAGCAACAUGCCAGGGCUCCGUUUUUGGCAAUUGCUGUUCUCGAUACGGCUGGUGCGGAAGCAGUGAUGCUUACUGCGGAGGUGGCUGUCAAUCCGCUUUUGGUACCUGCAACGGCGCCACCACUGCUUCCGGAUUGACUGUCAGCGAGGAUGCGACCUGCGGCGAAGGCGUCACCUGCAUCGGCUCCGGCUUUGGUGACUGUUGCAGCUCCUACGGUUGGUGUGGCGGCUCGGAGGAUUAUUGCGGCGUGGGCUGCCAGAGCCCCUUUGGAACUUGUAAUGAUGUUUCCAUCCCGUCGGUCUCCGCAGCCGCGAGCGGUAGUACCCAACUCUCGUUGAGCACGAUGUCGAGUUCGGUCCAGGCCGCGUCUUCCUCUCAGGGAUCAUCUGGUACAGCCAGUUCUUCGGGUCCUUCAUCAACGAGUAGCAACGCAGGGGUCACUGGCAGUGCUUCGAUUACUAGUACGGCCUCGUCGUCAGGAAGCAGUGUGGGAUCCACAGUUGUUUCGCCCACUACCACCGGGGCCUCCUCAACCACCGUGACCCCCGCAUUUUCUCCGGCUGGCACAUCUGGCACAUCUUCCUCAGCCGCCUCAACUGGCACAUCCGGUUCCGGCACUGCAUCAAGCACAACCCCGACUUCCCCUUCAAGCUCUCCCGCCGGCAUUAGAAUCUACCAGGAACGGGAUUUGGCGCCUGGAUCACCUGCCUGCAACUACAUCGUCGCCGACAAAAGAGUACAAACCAACAUCCAGGGCGAAGACAAGAGGGAAGCGGCCCUCGCAGAGUGUCAGUCGCUCUGCGAUGCCUACCCCGGGUGCCGCACCUUUUUCUACUACGAAGAGAGCAAAAGUAUUGGCGACCCUAACCUCAAGAAGAUAUACUGCGCAUAUGGUGUUCAGCCCUGGAACGAGGAGUGGUUGCAGUGCGGAGAUAAACGCUAUCGAUUCAGUGUCGGAUACGAGUAUGUCCGGACUGACUUUGGCGUGGCCUCUGCUUCUGCUUCUGGUUCAGCUUCUGGUGCGAGCUCCUCAUCGUCUCAUGUGGCCUCGGGCGGGAGCUCCAGCUCUUCGACAUCUUCUAGUACAGGGACCACAUCUACCACCAGCCCCAGCUCCACCUUGUCAAGCACUUCUUCCACCACGUCUACUUUCAGCUCCACCUCGCCGACGACAACAACAUCAUCCGCCGCACCGUCAACCACCGUACGCACCGUCAGGGUCUACCAGCGCCUCGUCUACCAGGACAAGGCCCCGGGCUGCAUCAACACCGCCAAGCAAAAGGACGAAGUGGUCAUAAUCCCGGGCCUAAACGCCAGCCCUGGUCCCAAGAACGACUUCGCCACAGGCGCGGCCCAAUGCCAAGGAAUGUGCGACGCCCUACCCAAAUGCGAGAAUUUCUUCUACAGCGUCCCGGCGACAGGGGUUGCCCAGUGCUACCUUGGCCUUAAGGAUUGGGGGGUCGAUUGCCGCCAAGGCUACGUGUCCGUGUUCAGCAGCGGUUCCAAGCUCCUGCGGACGUACAACGUUACCGUCACCACCGGGUCAGGCUCUACGGCUCCCUCCUCGACGGUGAUCAUCUGA
This is a messenger RNA of Pyricularia grisea, 1806 nucleotides long. RefSeq lists its product as uncharacterized. NCBI's taxonomy places the organism in Eukaryota, Fungi, Ascomycota, Sordariomycetes, Magnaporthales, Pyriculariaceae. The record is from RefSeq and is a predicted model, not a curated record. Gene Ontology annotation, molecular function: chitin binding. The annotation marks the transcript as partial. The transcript is spliced from 2 exons.